Staurois parvus is the source of this 672-nucleotide messenger RNA. NCBI's taxonomy places the organism in Eukaryota, Metazoa, Chordata, Amphibia, Anura, Ranidae. The record is from the annotation of a GenBank genome assembly.
UACAUCAGGUGUCCCAAUCAGUAUACCCCCUUACAUCAGGUAUUCCCAUCAGAGUGCCCCCUUACAUCACUGUCCCCAUCAGAGUGCCCCCUUACAUCAGCGUCCCCAUCAGAGUGCCCCCUUACAUCAGGUGUCCCCAUCAGAGUGCCCCCUUACAUCAGGUGUCCCCAUCAGAGUGCCCCCUUACAUCAGGUGUCCCCAUCAGAGUGCCCCCUUACAUCAGGUGUCCCCAUCAGAGUGCCCCCUUACAUCAGGUGUCCCUAUCAGAGUGCUCACUUACAUCAGUGUUCCCAUCACAGUGCCCCCUUACAUCAGUGUCCCCAUCAGAGUACCCCUUACAUCAGGUAUUCCCAUCAGAGUGCUCACUUAGAUCAGGUAUUCCCAUCAGAGUACCCCCUUACAUCAGAUGUUUCUAUCAGAGCGCCCCUUACAUCUGAUGUCACCAAUAGAGUGCCCCCUUACAUCAGGUGUCCCCAUCAAAGUGCCCCUUACAUCAGAUGUCCCCCAUCAGAGCACCCCUUACAUCAGGUGUCCUCUUCAGAGUGUCCCCUUACAUCAGAUGUCCCCAUCAAAGAGCUCACUUACAUCAGAUGUCCCGAUCAGAGCGCCCCUUACAUCAGGUGUCCCCAUCAGAGUGCCCCGUACAUCAGUGUCCCCAUCAGAGCGCCCCUU